CGGUGCAGCAACGGUUUAGAAAGUGUGCUGACAAAUCGAACUAUUUUCUCGAAUAUUGUUUAUUUAAUUUUUAAAACAACCCACAUCCCGAUUAAUUUUAUUUGUGCGCAUUUUUUUCAUAUAUGUAUAUUAAUAUAAAAAUGAGUUGAGAACGAAGUUCGCAGAACUCCUUCACCGUCUUUGCCGAAAUAAGAGCGGGCAAUAUGAGGGUGCACUUUUUGUGACACGUAAUUCGAAAUUACAAAUAUGCAAUAACUUAUAGCCACUUUUGCUUGCCGCUCGGUCAGUGUUUUCACGACUACACUAAAUGUUGAAAGUGUUCCAGGUGAAUGACUCUUUUGAAUGCUAUCGGCUUCCGGUCAAGCCACCCUUUGACUUUCGUCACGACAACGUUGUAAUGUGUACGUGUAAACACACAUUUUUAUGUACAUACAUAUGUAUGACUGCUUACAAACAUAUGUAGUUAUCGCAAAUGAAAGAACCCUGAACUAAGGUGGUGUUUCUUAAGUUUCUGACCAUUCAAGUGAAGCAAAAUUAUUUUUAUUUCUGAUGAAUUAUGGUGCAAAACGCCUAAUAUUGAGCUGCAAUUGCUCAUUGUAACUGUCUAUAGAUAGUGUUGUUUCAAAUUUAUUUGUGUCCAUAUAAAUUAUAUGUAAAAAACUCAAAAAAUUAAGAAAGUUCGAAAUCAUAUUUUGUGCAGUGAAGUUACAGUCUUGAUUAUUGAGAAGCAAAAAUUGUAUUAUAAUGAUGUGUAAAGGCAAAUACCACAAAAACUAGUCAUAGUUUUUUGCUCGCAACGAAAUUAUAAUCAGAAACAAAUAUGCUCCACCAAAAGGACUGCUAUGCUAAUGCACAAUACAAUUUAACUGCCAUUAAAAUCAGUAGUUUUAAUCGACACAAUAAAAAGCAACGACAGCCUAAACAGUUUCUGUUAUCAAGGAAUCCGUGACUGUAAUCACUCCGAACAACAAUCUUGAAUUUACUUUGAAUUGAAAAUGAGGAUUACUUAUCAAGGCACAAUUCUCUUAUACGGCGCAAUUUUAAUGUUUCUCAAAUUAAAUGCCACUACUGGUGCAAUCUUGGAUUCACGUUGUUAUCUUGAAGGUGGCGGUUCAGCAGAGAGCUUUCUCGCCAAUGAAGAUCUGGAAGUGGGAGCGAUUAUUGGAAAGCUACGAAUAAAUGGAAAUCCCGAAAUAGAAGGUGGUGAUAUUGAUUUAUCUCUACGCGAAAAAGACGCUCCAAUCAAAAUAAUAUCAAGCACCAAAGAUUUGUCUCUAUCUGUGCAAUUGGACAAGGAAGGAGUUGUGGGGCCCUCAUCAGUUUAUGUAAAUGUUAUUUGUACUCGUCGUCGAUCUGUUGAUCCGAGUUUUGUGAUUCCGGUUAAUGUACGCGUAAUCGAUGUCAACGACAACUCCCCGAUUUGGAUAAGUGCACCAUAUACCGUAACGCUUUCUGAAGUUACUGUAUCCGGUACAAGAAUACUACAAGGUGCACAUGCAGAAGACGCAGAUCAACCAGGUCCAUUUUCUACAGUCGAAUACCAAAUAUUACCCGGACCGUAUUCGGAUUUUGUCCAGUUUUUGAACCCUCUCGAAGGUACAUUAGUACUAAAAAAGUCGUUGGACUACGAAACUAUGCAAAAUUUUACAGUGAAACUUAGGGCUCAAGAUCAGGGUAGUCCGCCAAAAUAUACGGACACAACACUAAGAGUAGUGAUUACAGAUGCAGAUGACCAAAACCCUAAAUUUCAAUAUAACUCCUACACUGGAGAGCUCCCAAGCGAUGGACGUCCCGGUGAUUUAAGGUUACGUCCAGAACCCAUAAACGCUGUGGACCAGGAUGAAGGCAUAUGUGCUCCUAUUCAAUAUACAAUUGUUCAAUCACAGGAUACGACAUACUUUCGAAUAAACCCUCAUAGCGGCAUUAUAACAUUACUGACACCCAUCGGCUAUGCGGAUCUAGUUAACGGUGCGACACUGGUGGUGAAGGCAACACAAAUAGACAAUGCCGAUCGCUAUGCCUUAACAACCGUUAUGUUAACACGGCAAGGAGUGCGUUCUGAUUUAAGUGCGCUGUCAUUUGUGCAGCAAAAGUUUUUCAUGCGAAUACGCGAAGAUACGGCUGUGGGAAAUCGCAUUUUAGCAUUGCCCUCUAACAAACCGGGAAAACACUUAAAAUAUACAAUAUUGGAUCCUGUAAAUUCUCAAUUUUUUAGUGUGGGUUCAUUGGGUGAAGUAAUAUUAGUUAAGCCUCUCGACUAUGAGAAGAUGACAAAACAUAAUUUUCAAGUAAUGGCAACGGAUGGUUUGACAAAUAUUACUGCAGAUAUAACGAUGCAAGUUAUCGAUGUAAAUGACUGGGAGCCUAGAUUUCGAGAGACACAUUACGAGUUUGUGAUUCCAAAGAACCAGGCUCUUCACUCGUCAUCUGAAUCAUUGGAAGGUGUAAUUGUUGGAAAAGUAGAAGCAGCCGAUGGGGAUCGUAACGACAAACUCGAGCUAUCGUUGAAAGGACAACACGCUGGUCUUUUUGAAAUAGAUACGAAGGGAUGCAUUUACAUGCGUCCUGAGGAGUUACAAGGGCUUAAUGAAUCCACAGUUCAUUUAAUAGCCACAGCAACUGAUUCAGGGAUUCCACCACGUAGUACCUCUGUGCCAGUCACUGUGACCAUGGAAAGACUCGCAAUUGCUCAAACAUCUUGGAGUACCAGUUUCAUAGGAAUGUUAGGCAUAUUCAUAAGUGUAUUUAUUAUUAUUAUUAUAAUUCUCACAUGUUACAUAAUCCACUCAAAGAACAAACGGCGAAAGGGCACACCACCUUUAGGACGAAAUCGGGUCCACAGCCAUGCACACAGCACAAUGUCUUCCGCAAACUUAGUCACUCACGAAAAAAUUUCCAAUAAUGGUACUGGAACUGUCGUCACGAGCGGCAAUAGUGGAGUUUCUGUGCUGCAUAUGAAGCAUGACGGUAAUAUAUCAAUGUCAAACCCAAUUAGCAGUGGUCUAAAUCAUUCCGCAAUUGGCAAGAGUCUGGCAACGAAUUUGGAACAUGAAGCUAAGGGUGAUCAGGAGCGUGAUCGGGAAAGACAGCGAGAAAGUUAUGCGGCGACAGUAAGAAUCAUUCUUCCAGGUAUAGUGUCACGAGCCUCUGCCAAUGGGCAGUUGUACGAAGAAGAUGAAAUAGAGAAUGACUCCCUUUCAAACAAGAACAGGGAAUCAGGUAACAACAAUAAAGAAACAGCGUGGGAAGAGUCAACUAGUUUGCAAAGAGGAGCAACUUCUAUACCAAAUUUAGACUGUAGUAUCGUUAGAGCUUCAAAUCUUCUGGCGGCAACAGAAAUAAUGGGUUCUUCGGAAAAUAAUUUAACUGUAUAUUUUUAGACAUUUUGAAAAUCAAUCAAAAACUUUCUCUUAAUCCUCCUUGUUGUCGAAACUGGAAAUUUUUCGUAGUAAUUGAUAAUUUUUAGAUUCGUUUAUUUAGUCAUAGUUUAUAUAUAAUAAUAUAGUCAUUUGAAUAAUAAUCAUUCUAUGUCUUCAACGAAAUUUCCCACUUUAUACUUCCACAUUCAAAUUUUGUAAUAUGAAAACUAAAAUUCACUGGCGAAGUACGUGAGUUCGACGGUAGAAUUAUAUUUAUUAGAAUUACUUUUAAUAAAAAUCUGUGCCUGUGUAUAUUUUGAAAAAGCGUAA
Molecule: messenger RNA, 3689 nt
Organism: Bactrocera neohumeralis
Lineage: Eukaryota; Metazoa; Arthropoda; Insecta; Diptera; Tephritidae
Gene: Cad96Cb
Product: protocadherin beta-9
Exons: 6
Coding region: 996-3380 (794 amino acids)
Biological process (GO): homophilic cell-cell adhesion
Cellular component (GO): plasma membrane
Molecular function (GO): calcium ion binding
Source: RefSeq, a predicted model, not a curated record